AUGAAAAAAGUUGGAAUUAUCCUUCAACCUAUAACUAUUCUAUUAACAGUUGCUCUUUUGGUAUUAGUUGUCAUUGAUGCCUAUACAUAUGCCUGGGGUUCCUAUUCCAGUAGUAUCAGUACAUCAGCUUUGUUAUCUUCCUGUACCCCAUGGAAUAUCUAUGGAUGCUCUCAACUAUGGCAUGCCAUGGCGAUCCGCCCAAAAGUUGGUCUUAUUGUACAACUGUGCCUCAUUCCUCUUACCAUAACUUUGAUCUUUGUCACCUCAUUAGCCGUAUUAACACGAGUGAUGCGUAAGCAAACAUCAAUUGUUAUCUUGAUCUUAAUCAGUUGGACAGUUUUCUUUGCGAUCUUAGCUACGGUUAUUCUGAGAAUGGAUACUGUUCCAGCGCAGUGCUACAUAUCUGGAAAUUUAGGGUUUACUUAUCACAAUCACUGGCAAAUCUACAUCACAUUGGCAUCUCUCAUAGUAUCUUUCAUUAUCACUCAAAUCUUUGCUUUCGCAGGAUACUUUCGUCCAAUGAUCACAAUGCUUUCGUUCGAGGGACACUAUCAGAGAUACGACUAUCCAAGAAUCAGCCAGUUGGAGAAAAACAUGGUAUCUGUAAAAGAAUUAGAUAACUUUUAA
Messenger RNA from Caenorhabditis remanei, 627 nucleotides. RefSeq lists its product as uncharacterized. The record is from RefSeq and is a predicted model, not a curated record. The transcript has 6 exons. Lineage: Eukaryota; Metazoa; Nematoda; Chromadorea; Rhabditida; Rhabditidae. Bases 1 to 627 code for a protein of 208 amino acids.